Messenger RNA from Saccostrea cuccullata (small rock oyster), 1822 nucleotides. Its product is annotated as tripartite motif-containing protein 3-like. Gene Ontology annotation, biological process: proteasome-mediated ubiquitin-dependent protein catabolic process; protein polyubiquitination; negative regulation of translation. The transcript is spliced from 2 exons. The record is from RefSeq and is a predicted model, not a curated record. The coding region runs from base 103 to 1773 and encodes 556 amino acids. Gene Ontology annotation, molecular function: protein binding; ubiquitin protein ligase activity; translation repressor activity. NCBI's taxonomy places the organism in Eukaryota, Metazoa, Mollusca, Bivalvia, Ostreida, Ostreidae.
GUCGAAACAAAAAUCAAAAGGGGGCUAGAUAUGUUCUUACUAGUAUCUUGAUAGAGAAAAUUGAAUAAACAGGACCACCUGCAUUAAGUUACUGAGACACAUAUGAUGGACCCCCGUUACAAUAGCCAGAAUAUCCCCCUCUGUGACCUGUGUCAAACAGCUGCAUUACAGAGUCAUUGUGAACUUUGUCAUGUAAAUCUUUGUCUACUGUGUGUUGGAAAACAUCUCUCUGAUUCAUCAAAAAGACACCAUGUUGUACCAUACAAACUUAAAACGUCUACACCUAAAUACCCUAAAUGUCCAAACCACAACCAGAAACACUGUGAACUUUACUGUGAGAAAUGUGACAUUCCUGUCUGUUCUACCUGCAUCUCCUCUGGGAAACAUAAAAGACAUGAUUUAUCUGAUAUUGUGCAGCUACUUAGAUUAAAAAUAAAUGAUUUGCAAGAAAGUCUUAAAGAGCUAGAGAAAGACAUCUGUCCAAAAUAUGAAGAAAUUAAGUUACAUUUAAAGUCUGAAAAAGUCAACUUGGAAAAACACUACAAACAACUUACAACAGCUGUCACCAAACAAGGAGAAGACUGGCACAGAGAAAUUAACAUCAUUGUCAACAAACAGAAAUCUGAAAUUGAUGAGAUGAAAACUAAACACGUGGCUGCUCUACAUAAACAUGAAAAAGAAAUCGAACGGAUUGCUUUUGAUGUUAAACAGAGCAUACUUGAUUUAAGGAAAAUACUGGAAACCAAUGAUGUUUCCCUAACCUCCGCAUACAAAUCAAGGAAUGCUGAAUUCAGAAGGUUACCCCCUAAGGUCAAUGUUACAUUACCAAGUUUCUCGCCCCAUCAGAUUAAAACAGAACAGCUCCAUCAAAUGUUUGGUUCUCUGUCAGCAUUAUCCAUUACAACAGAAGAACAUGGCUACACAAUGAAGACACCAGAAGCUGUAUCCUGUCCUCCAGUCAAACCACUGCUUGAUGAACCAGAGCUCAUCACCACCAUAAACACCGAUUAUGGCCAAAUGUGCAGCGUUACCAUGCUCAGUGAUGAAGAAAUUUGGACAUGCGGGAAAGAAAAUAUUAUGAAACUCUUUAACCUCCAGGGUGAACUACUGAAGUCAAUCCAAACGAAGUCAGGGAAAAUUCCAUGUGACAUAGCAGUGACAAGGAGUGGAAAUCUAGUUUAUACCGACUCUGAUAGAAGAACUGUAAACAGAGUGAAGAAUGAACACAUAAAAAAGGUGAUCAAACUGCAAGGAUGGAGACCUUACCAUGUCUGUAGUACCUCCUCUGGUGACCUCCUGGUUACUAUGGACAGUGAUGAAGAUAAACAAUCAAAAGUUGUCCGUUACUCUGGCUCCACAGAGAAACAAACCAUUCAGUUUGAUAGUGAAGGCAAACCUCUGUAUUCAUCUGGGUACUUUAAAUACAUGUGUGAAAACAGAAACCUAGAUAUCUGUGUGGCCGAUUGUGAAGCUCAAGCUGUAGUGGUGGUUAAUCAGGCAGGAACACCCCGAUUUAAAUACACUGGUCAUCCCUCUACUACCAAGGAGGAAGAAUUCUAUCCACAUGGAAUAACAACAGACAGCCAGAGUCAGAUCCUCAUCGCAGACUAUUAUAACAAAAGUGUCCACAUCAUAGAUCCGGACGGACAGUUCCUCCGUUUCAUUGAUAACUGUGAUCUAGAGCAUCCGUGGUCUUUAUGUGUAGACACCAGAGACAACCUCUUUGUGGCCGAGAAUAUGAGUUGUAAAGUGAAGAAAAUCAAAUACGUGUAAAAAUAAAAUAUAACCAUGCAGUAACUGUGUAUUAACAUGAUUGUUUUAA